Molecule: messenger RNA, 469 nt
Organism: Terrapene triunguis (Three-toed box turtle)
Lineage: Eukaryota; Metazoa; Chordata; Testudines; Emydidae
Product: cornifelin homolog B-like
Exons: 4
Coding region: 86-430 (114 amino acids)
Cellular component (GO): cornified envelope
Source: RefSeq, a predicted model, not a curated record
AGGCUUACUGGUUCUUUAAGGAGCAAAUAUGACCUGUAGCUGCACUUUGGGCUUUGUUUGCAGAGGGUGCAUUGAGCACUAGACCAUGUCCCAGACAGUGAUCAUCCAGCAACCUGGCUCCGUGGGGUCUGCCGUCAUGUCCCCAACGGGUGACUGGAGCACCGGGAGAUACGAAUGUUGUGCAGACUGUGCCACAUGCUGUUUGGGGACUUUCUGCCCAACACUUCUGUCAUGUUAUGUGGCAAACAAGUAUGGAGAGAACUGCUGCCUUGGCAUCACUUUUGGAGGCAUGACGGCGCUGCGAACUCACAUGCGCCUCUCUUAUGGCAUCCAGGGAACCAUCUGCAGGGAUGUACUGGCAAUGUGCUUUUGUGGCCCUUGUGAGGUAUGCAGAAUGGCUCGCGAAAUGAACAUCCGCUGUCCACACUAAAGGCCCGGCCCGAGCGGCGCACCCCGGCGGGGGCGGGGG